Molecule: messenger RNA, 1962 nt
Organism: Aspergillus clavatus NRRL 1
Lineage: Eukaryota; Fungi; Ascomycota; Eurotiomycetes; Eurotiales; Aspergillaceae
Exons: 2
Coding region: 1-1962 (653 amino acids)
Source: RefSeq, a predicted model, not a curated record
AUGGCGGUUCGCCGUUCCGCCCGCAUUCGACGAAAGGCGUCGUCCGAGGAACCUCAACCUCCCUCUGAGACAGCUGAUCUGACCACCAACGAAAUGACCGAGAAUAACAUCGGCAACGACAACAAGAAAAACAAAAAGAGAAAGAAGCUUCCUGCCGUUAUGGAACGCGAUGAAGUGCCAGAGGUCGAAUCUCAUCCCGCGGCCAAAACACCCACCAAAACACCUACCAAGUCCAUUCAUACUCCAGUUAGGACAUCCAGCAUCAAAACACCCGUCUCCUCAAGCGCGAGGAAAUCCGUUGGCGCGAAAACUCCUACCAGUGCCAUUACGCGCCCGUCCCACAACGAAAUGCACCCCAGCAAGGUCCAUCAGAGCACCACCAAGCAGGUAGACUCGGGCAUGAUCCUGGGCUUCAAUCCCAUCAAGAAAGACGCCAAUGGAAAUGUAGUCAAGGAAUCCGUGGCCCAAGACACUCCCAGCAAAGCCAAGGCCUCUCCCAUGAGCCAGUAUGGCACUCCAGGAUUUGAAUUCAAAUUCGCAUGUCAAGAGUCUCAGCUGAGCGACGAGGCGAAGAGGCUCAUGGAGAGUGUGCGUGAGGAUGUCGCUAAGAUCAAGGCUCAAAUGGUCCAAGAGAAAGACAAGCAGACUGCUGCUGACCACAGUGCUGAAGAGUCGAAUGGUAAGGAUCGCAGAUUUGUGCAGCCCAAGGGAAAAGCCAACCGCUUCAGCGAUGCUCACAUGGCGGAAUUCAAGAAGAUGGACUCCAUCGCCAACCAUCCCUCGGCGUUCCGUGCCACACCCGGACGUUUCCAACCGGUCUUGCAAAAUUUGAAACGUAGCAAUUCGAGAGCGGGAUUGGACGAUGCCGAGAGCAGCCAUAAAUCUCCCAAGCCGACUGCGAGGUCUUCUCCCGCUCCGGCCACUCUCAGUGCAAAACGUGUCAAGCACGGCAAAACCGACGACAUCUCCACUCGCCGUCGCCCUGUUGAGACAAAUGAGACUCCCAAGUCGACGAUACCUCGUCCUCGAUCUGCUAUCCGCCAUUCCUUGAUGACCCCCACACGAGCCUCUGCUGCGCGUGCCUCGUCUGUCAGCCUGAAGCCUUCUCGAACCAGUAUGAUCCCUUCUCUAGCCCGAUCCCCAGCUUCGAAACCUGCUGGUAUUCCGCGCACGCCCCAGACCGAAUUCAAUCCGCGCAUUAAGAGUAGCCUGCCUACACUGAGUGGACUGAAGUCCAUCCUCCGCCGCCGCCAGCCUCUGUUCUCCCGGGAUCCCGCGAAGAUCGCUGCAGGGACCCAUGUGGCCGCUCCCGACUUCAGCUCGAACUUCCUCCCGGGUCCGUCGCGUGAGGCUUCCGUCGAGGAGACUGCCCCCACACCGUCGCCCAAAAAGCGCGUUGAAUUCUCUCCCACUACCAAGUUGCCGGCCACCAAGUCCACUUCCGAUGACGUCGACCAGCCAUCCCCGUCGCCCUCCAAGGCUGCCGUGUUCGCACCUCGUAUCUCCACAGACAUCGUUUAUCCGACCCUUCCUGUUCUGACGCCUGAGAAGAGCUCCGCCGCCGCUGCAAAAUCCGCACAGGUCACUCCUACAAUCCGCCAUGUCCGUCCGUCGAUUGUCAACGCUCAAUCCACUCCUCUUCCCAAUGUCGCGGGCGUGCCCCAUGGUAUCGGUAACAAGAAGCGGAACCGUGAGACGGAAGACGAAGCCGACACGGAGAACGUACCACCUGUCGAACCCACUUCCGACGCUCGCAGUGUCAAGAGACUCAAAUUCAGCGCCCCGUCUCCAAUCAAGGCGCCUCCUACCCCCAGUCCCGUCAAGGUCCGCACUCACACUCCUGUCCGACCCUCCUCAAUCUCCGGGCGGACGGGCACUCCCGCCAGCGCCAGAGCGAAGAGCCGGGGCGUCCUCAGUAUCAGCCGCCUGAACAUGCUUUCUCAGCCUAAGAACCGUGGCUGA